Rhincodon typus (whale shark) is the source of this 2215-nucleotide messenger RNA. Its product is annotated as importin-9-like. NCBI's taxonomy places the organism in Eukaryota, Metazoa, Chordata, Chondrichthyes, Orectolobiformes, Rhincodontidae. The record is from RefSeq and is a predicted model, not a curated record. The transcript has 3 exons. The coding region runs from base 1028 to 1414 and encodes 128 amino acids.
ACUGCACCAUCGCCAUUGACGUUGCUGUAGAGUUGGUGAAACGUGAGUCCUUGUUGAAGAUUGAAUGGAAUCUGUAGCAAAAGUUUGAUCGCAAUCUCUCUCAGGCUAGAAAUUGUAAUCUUGUUUUAUUUGCUACCCCUCUGGUCAUUUUGGAAGUCUGUAUACAGUGAAUCGAUAUUUUCUGAUGUGAUGUCAUAGUGAUUUAUGCUGAACAAGUAGUCCCAGAGAGUUAAAUGGAAAGUAAGGUUAUCAGAGCCAAGGGGCUGCAGGCACAUUUCAUACAGUAACAGAGCUGCCAGAUUCCAGUGAGCAGCACAUCAAGGCUGCUCCUUGGAGGACCAGGCUGAUCAUAGCACAGCGUGCUUUUCUGGAGGUAUUGUGCGUCUUUUGUCAUAUGGUGAUAUGUAUCCUGUUAUUACAGAACCCAACAACUAGUCUCAUACUAGUGAGGGAUGAGGAAGGAUUAAUGUGUUACUUUUUGCUUAGUUUUACUUGAAUUAUGUUGAAAUGACUGCAAUAGUACAGAAACUUUAUUCAGUAAGACCCACAUUUUACCCUACCAAGCAAACCAAUGAUCCUAAUGAAUCCGAGCACUGCAAAGACGCCUUGGAGUUGUUAGGUGAGGAAAAAGAACAGUGUAGAGUGGGAUCAACCUAGGGUUUUACCUCAUCCCAGACUUCUGACUCAAAGUUCAAAGUGAUUGAGUGAUUUUAAUGAAGUCACGUGAUCCAUAUAUUCUUACCCUAACAGCAAUCUUUUUGAGAGAGAAGUUCAGACAGUGCUGUCUGAGACACCACAGACUGCUGCAGAAUAGCAGUUUCUAAAGUUAAGACUGCAGAGGGAGCUCAACUCAACAGCGAACUGUGUGGCAACUAAUAAGAGAAUGCUUUUUGCAUAUACUGGGUGGCAAAAUAGAAAGUGUUGCAUUUGCCAGCAUUAAUUGCAAAAGUUGCAUACAAAAAUCUGGGAAGUUAAAAAGCAUUAGCAAUGAAGCAUAUUUUCCCCUUUUUUUCCCAAGGUUUUUGAUAUGUGGUUCACAAUGGCACCUCUUUACUGUGAAAUGCACAACUUUGUGAGGCUGAUGUUUCUGUGUCUCAUCUAUUCAGAUGAAGUCAACGACAUGUGGGAGGACCAGGAUGAUGAUGAUGAGGAGGAGGAGGAGGAUGAGGGUUUAGCAGGACAGCUGCUAUCAGAUCUACUCAGUCCAGGGGCAGGUGUUCGAUAUGAUGAUGAUUAUUAUGACGAGGAUGUUGAAGAUGAUCCAGACACUCUGAAGGAUCCAUUAUAUCAAGUUGAUUUACAGGCAUAUCUAACAGAUUACCUCCGUCAGUUUGCCCAGCAGCCCUGCUACACACCAUUUUCUGAUCACCUCAAUGAGAAAGAGAAGAGAGUUUUACGCUCGAUAGGUAUUUAAAAUCACCUGGAAGAGACCUGGGUUCCUCCGCAUUUACUAAGUCAUUAAUUGACACGAGGUCAGUUAUUGUUAAUACUGCUCCCUCUGUGCCAGCUGCUCGUUUUAUACAGAGAGAUUUCAUUAUCGCCCCUUUUCAUCAUGACUCCAACAGAAUUACUGCAGAGGCCUGACCUGAGGAUUCGUCAUUUCAUUUUGGGAAGUAAACAUCUUGUUGAAGCUUCUGCAGCUGGUGCUGUUGGGAUUGGAGAAAGCCUGCAGUGAAGCAUAUUCCCUCAUGAGGCAGUUUUGGCAUUUUGGAAUCUGCAAAGGAGCAGCCUUGGUUAAACCCUACUUUUGUUACAGAACGCAGACAUUAAAGUUACAUAAUGCACUUAAAUGAAUGAAGAUGGAAGAUUUGUGAAACAUUUUGUUUUGCGAUUGUCCUGGUAUUUGGUCUGAACUGUUCCUACAGAAAGUUGCUCCAUCACUGGAAGAAUAAAUAUUAACAGCCAGAUUCUGAGGAGGUUACAGCCUGAUUAAGCUCUUUAGGGUAAGAUUUACUAUGUCUGGGGCGUUUGUCUCCAACUGGGACAUUGUUUCCAUUCAGGAAAAAGAAGCAAAAGGAUUGGAUUUUGUGAUCUUGUUGAUGCAGAACCAUUGCAAAGUAGGGUUUGGGGCUUAGAAUUCCUAGAAACAGUUUUUUGCAAUGUUUCUUACACGCACGUUGUUCUUUCUCCUGUGUUAGGAACAAAACUGACACGUAACCCUUUUGUAAGAGGACCAUGGAACUUUAGACCUCAAUAAACCAUCUGCUGAACUAGG